Molecule: messenger RNA, 414 nt
Organism: Thalassophryne amazonica
Lineage: Eukaryota; Metazoa; Chordata; Actinopteri; Batrachoidiformes; Batrachoididae
Gene: cuzd1.1
Product: CUB and zona pellucida-like domain-containing protein 1
Exons: 4
Coding region: 1-414 (137 amino acids)
Source: RefSeq, a predicted model, not a curated record
AUGGCUGAUGGCCAUGUGGAGGCUCGCUAUACGGCUCUGGUUCCUUCGCCAGCCCAAACCACCCCAACCACUAUCCUGAUGGUUCCUAUUGUAUCUGGUACCCUCAGCACGUCAUACAAUGAAAGAAUCUUCCUGUCAUUCACAACCUUACAAAUGGAGAACUGCUGCCACUGUGACUAUGUCGCGGUCUACGACGGACCGUCUACUUCUUCACAAUAUCUGGGGAAAGUUUGCAAUGGCAGUGUUAGGUCUUUCCAGUCCUCCUCCAAGUACCUGACCGUGGUGUUUCGGUCUGACGGUUCUGUUGUUGGCCAAGGGUUCAGAGCUCUCUUCACAAGCACACUGUCACCAAACCUGGGCCGAGUGGACUGUUCUUCAAGCUACAUGAACAUCGUGAUUCAAGGUCCUACUUAA